Lolium rigidum is the source of this 1307-nucleotide messenger RNA. RefSeq names its product probable phytol kinase 2, chloroplastic. The transcript is spliced from 6 exons. The record is from RefSeq and is a predicted model, not a curated record. Lineage: Eukaryota; Viridiplantae; Streptophyta; Magnoliopsida; Poales; Poaceae. Gene Ontology annotation, molecular function: kinase activity. Bases 302 to 1120 code for a protein of 272 amino acids.
UGCGUAGAAUAUCACAAGUUGAUAUAAUUCCAUGCUCUCUUGCAAUUUAAGAAAUUGAUGAAUUCACUUAUAGUCAACUCAGAGCCAGAUCUGAAAGAUAAUCAUGGAGUAGCACUUCGUAUAAUUUAACCUGAUUGGGGAGAAAAGAACAAGAGCAGCUAGAGAGAUUGGCGAUAGCGUAUUAAUUAUACAACUGUUUCGGUCUUCCCCUCCUGCAGCAGCCACAAAUCUUCGAAAGAAACAUUUGACCUUCGACCUCCUGUCUGCUAGUUGGGUCGAAAUCGAACUAGCUGGUGGAUCCAUGUGGCCGGAGAGCCCGCUUCUCCGGGAUGCCGGCGCCGCCGUGCUCACCGCAGGCGCUGCCAUGGCGGUACUCCGCUUGUGGGAGGAGGUCGGCAACCGCGCCCUCCUGGACCAAAAACUCUGCAGGAAACUGGUGCACAUAAGCGUUGGGCUGGUAUAUUUCCUUAUGUGGCCUUUGUUCAGUGCAGAUGAUGUUUAUGCUCCGUUUCUUGCUUCACUGGUCAUUGUUCUCAACAUCAUAAAGGUGACCUUGAUUGGACUUGGUGUAGUUAAAGAUGAUGGCGUGGUUAACUCAAUGACAAGAAACGGAGACCAUAGAGAGCUUCUUAGAGGCCCACUGUAUUACGCAUGUGCUAUAACUCUCACUACUAUAAUCUUUUGGAGGACGUCUCCCAUUUCGAUUGCUGUCAUUUGCAAUUUGUGUGCUGGCGACGGUGUUGCUGACAUAGCCGGGAGGCGAUUUGGGCACAAGAAGCUCCCUUACAAUCCUGACAAAUCCUACGCCGGAACCAUUGCAAUGUUCACCGCCGGUUUCCUUGCAUCGAUCGUUUACAUGUGCUACUUCCAUCUCUUUGGGUUCGUCGAGCAGACCUGGAUCAUGGUCGCGGCAUUCGGCAUCACGUCGCUCGCCGCAGCGAUUGUCGAGUCACUCCCGGUUAGCACUCGCUUGGACGAUAACCUGACGGCUCCAAUCGCCUCUUUACUCAUUGGCGGACUGGUUUUCUACUAUAUUGGUGGUGGUGGCGGCGGUGCCACAGGUGGCGAUAGGAGCAGCAUCUUUGCAAUGGUUGAGAUGGUCUUCGCAGGAAGUAGCUAGUACAGGGGGAAUUGGAAGGCUUUAAUUGUGUUGACACUGCAAUGAGUUGCAAAUUGCUGAGAUGGCCUUUGCAAGGCUGUUUACUGAGUGUUGGUUUAAUCCGGUUUGUGUAUCUUAAACAGAGUUAUGGACUAAAUUGUGUAAGCAGCAUUUCAUUUGGAAGAGCAUUGCCCAGCAACAUAUCUCA